Messenger RNA from Daucus carota subsp. sativus, 2151 nucleotides. Its product is annotated as DEAD-box ATP-dependent RNA helicase 17. Gene Ontology annotation, molecular function: nucleic acid binding; ATP binding; RNA helicase activity. Gene Ontology annotation, cellular component: nucleus. The record is from RefSeq and is a predicted model, not a curated record. Lineage: Eukaryota; Viridiplantae; Streptophyta; Magnoliopsida; Apiales; Apiaceae. The transcript is spliced from 10 exons. Gene Ontology annotation, biological process: ribosome biogenesis. Bases 95 to 1858 code for a protein of 587 amino acids.
AAACAUAUUUAUUCUUGUUUGAACUCUUCACUUCUUGGCCUAAACCAGUAAACCCUAACACAACCAAAACCCUAACAAAAUCUUGCAACUAAAAAUGUCUAAAAACACAAAAAAUGAGGAGAAGCACUCAAUUGAAGUUGCCCAUGAUGAUAAAGUCUUUGCUUCUUGUACUUUUGAAACUCUCGGUCUCCACACCAGAUUGUGUAAUAUACUAGAAGAGAAAUUGGGGUUUAAGGUUCCUACACAUAUUCAAGCUCAGGCUGUUCCUGUUAUACUUUCCGGGAAGCAUGUGCUUGUGAAUGCGGCUACCGGGACUGGCAAGACUUUGGUUUAUCUGGCGCCGGUUGUUCAUCAUUUGUUGUUGCAGAAUGAUAAGCAGAGGAUUAAUCGUGCUGAUGGUACUUAUGCGUUGGUUCUUGUACCAACACAUGAACUCUGCAUGCAGGUUUAUGAAACUCUGGAUAAGAUGUUGCACCGUCUACAUUGGCUUGUUCCAGGUUAUAUCAUGGGAGGUGAAAGCAGAGCCAAAGAGAAAGCUAGGCUGCGCAAAGGUGUAUCUAUUCUUGUUUCCACUCCUGGCCGUCUUUUGGAUCAUUUGAAGAAUACAUCAUCAUUUGUAUACACGAAUUUGCGCUGGCUUAUAUUUGAUGAAGCAGAUAGGAUUCUGGAAUUAGGAUAUGGCAAGGAGAUCGAAGAAAUACUCACUGUUCUAGGUUCAAGACAAGACAAGUCAACUGUACAGAGGCAAAACUUGCUAUUAUCAGCCACCUUAAACGAUAAAGUAAAUCAUCUUGCAAAUAUCAGUUUAGAAAAUCCAGUUACAAUCGGCCUUGAUGAUAAAAAGAUCCAAAUAAAGCCAAUGUGCAAGACUCUUAGCUCUCUAGAAGCUGGAGUGGAUAAUGCAUCAGAUGGUCUUGAAAAAUUGACAAACUCAUCAAAUGGUGAAUAUAACAUGCCAGCCCAAUUAAUUCAGAGAUAUGUUAAAGUGUCUUGUGGUUCUCGGCUUGUGGUACUCAUGUCCAUUCUGAAAAAACUAUUUGAGGGAUCUGCUACUCAAAAGAUUGUGGUUUUCUUCUCAACAUGUGAUGCAGUAGAUUUUCAUUAUCUACUGAUGAGUGAAUUUCAGUGGCCCCCAAAUUCGAAUUCAGAAGCAGAAUCCAGGCUCUUUCUGGAAUGCAAAACUUAUAAAUUACAUGGAAACAUGGAUCAUGGGGAGCGGAGAAGUUCGUUCAAUGAAUUUAAAACAGAGAAGUCAGCUCUUCUAUUGUCUACAGAUGUUUCUGCAAGAGGCUUGGAUUUUCCACAAGUUAGGUGUAUUAUACAGUAUGAUUCCCCAGGGGAGGCAACAGAAUACGUCCACAGGGUUGGAAGAACUGCUCGCUUAGGGGAAAGGGGAGAUUCUUUAUUAUUUUUGCAGCCAAUCGAAAUUGAUUAUCUGGAUGAGCUGAAAAGACAUGGUGUGCUGCUAUCAGAGUAUCCUCUUCUCAAAUUGUUGGACAGCAUGCCAUUUUAUGGUCGCAAUCCGAAUGUUAAGAAGUUUGUAUCAUUGGAGACACACCAUUGGGUGCUUUCACUGCAGAAAGCACUAGAAUCCUGCGUUAUAACAGAGCCAAGCUUGAAGAAACUUGCAAUGAGUGCUUUUUGCUCUUGGGUGCGAGCAUAUAGUGCUCAUCGUGGUGAGCUAAAAAGUAUUUUUAUGGUGAAGAAACUGCAUUUGGGCCAUGUGGCAAAAAGUUUUGCAUUGAAAGAACAACCAUCAUUGGUUGGAGGGUCCUUCCAGAAGCAGUUGAAGAAGAGAAACCGAGACCAGAAACACAAAGGAGGAUCAAAGAGGAGACGGAUCAUUAGUAAAUCAUAAUCUUGAGUUUUACAAUAUUUAAUUAGUAGGUAACGGGUUACAAAAUUUUGUAUGCACAAUAUUAGACCCCUGUCAUGAUUGUUAUCCAUUGUUAUCAUAUGGGGCUCACACUUUUCAUAUCUUCCAAGUCUUAAUUGGAAGUUAGAUAGGGCAAAAUAACUAUAUGGUUGUACGGGGUUUGUACCUUGUGACUGAUUCACAAUGGUCCAGUUCUGUAAUGAAGUGUGGUUGACAAUUCACAUCAAAUUUUGUAUCUAUAAUUGAAUGGUAAAGAUUUCGUAGGUGCCCUUAAA